UGUACAAACUGGUUGUUCUGAGCAUUGGACUUCUGUGCGUCCUUCAAGCUGGUCUCAACAUUACCCUGCGCACUUCUCUCUAUGGUUGUGAAGACACUGAGGCAGUGCUAAAAAACAUGACCAAAGAGAGAGAUGAGAUGAUGAAGAAGCUGACUAUGUUUGCUGAUUAUUCCCACCAAGGAUGGGUGUAUUUCAGCGGUAGUUUCUAUUAUAUAUCUUUGGAGAAAAAGUCCUGGAAGGAAAGCAGAAGUUACUGUCAGCAGAGGAAUGCAGACCUGGUGAUUAUCAACAGCAGAGAAGAACAAGAGUUUACAAGACGUUUCCGAAAGGAAAUGUGGAUCGGACUGACUGACAGAGAGGAAGAAGGGAUAUGGAAGUGGGUGGAUGGGACUCCACUAACCACAAGGUUCUGGGGUAGAGAUGAACCCAACAGUCAUAAAGGCAGAGAUGAAGACUGCGGAGAGAUAAAGUUCUAUGAUAAUGAAAAGAGCUGGAAUGAUAAACCAUGUGACACAGAAAAUGCCUGGAUGUGUGAAAUGACUCUGGCUUUAUAAGAAUCUGUACCAGACAGUGAAAGUCCUUAAAGAAUUUGGUGUUAUGUUAUAUUGUGAAGAAGCUGCUGAUAAAGUAGUUUGCUAACAUAUACAGUAAAAGGUGUUAAAAGGUAUAAAGAAUUUCUGUGAUUUUUUUCCCAUCAAUAUACACUGGAAAACUGUAAAGGUAGUGAAAAAUGUGUUUUUUGGAAAUGUUUGAUAAUUGGUUAAUUUGUUACAAAUGCAAGAACUGAAAUAUCUAAAGUACCUAAGCAUUUUCUCAACAUCCCACUUAUGACUUUGCAGAAGUAGACUACAAGAUGACAACAGGAAGAUGUCAAGCUAUAUAUAUCACAUGGGUUAUGCAAUGCUACAUGCACCAUAUUUUGUACAUGCUUCUUGUUGCUGAAGUGUCAACACUUUGUAUUGUAUUAUCACCAUUAGGAGUACAAGUUUAAGACGAGUUUAAGAGCCUUGUUGACUAUCAUGUUGAGCUGUCUUUCGAACUAAAUUAAACUCUAAAAUAAAUGGUCACUGUUGCUGUUUCGUAUUAGACACUUCCAAAGAAAACUUGGCCUUCAUGGAUAUCAUUCAGCUUCUUGUAGGAAUCUGACCAAGAUCUAGUUGGAGCAUCGAUGUUCCUCAUAAAGACGCUGUUUAAGAGGCUCAAAAUACUUAAAAAAAAAACAACAAAAAAAAAAACAAAACACAAAACAAAA
Mugil cephalus (flathead mullet) is the source of this 1252-nucleotide messenger RNA. Its product is annotated as asialoglycoprotein receptor 2-like. Bases 117 to 554 code for a protein of 145 amino acids. Lineage: Eukaryota; Metazoa; Chordata; Actinopteri; Mugiliformes; Mugilidae. Gene Ontology annotation, molecular function: signaling receptor activity. The record is from RefSeq and is a predicted model, not a curated record. The transcript is spliced from 5 exons.